Messenger RNA from Rotaria sp. Silwood1, 735 nucleotides. The record is from the annotation of a GenBank genome assembly. NCBI's taxonomy places the organism in Eukaryota, Metazoa, Rotifera, Eurotatoria, Philodinida, Philodinidae.
AUGGCUACAGUAUUUCGUAUUGAUGGUGUUGAAUUGUUAACUGAUGAAAUAUGGCUCGUCAAAUUGAUAUUGAGCGAAGUAGAAGACAAAAAUUUGAAUGAUUUGAUUGCUCAUUUUAAAAAGGAAAUUAACGAAACAGAACACCAUUUAUUGACACUUGGGAAAUUCUUAUAUUUGAUGGGUGAUUUAAAUAAAGCAGAAAAGUAUUAUCGUCUGUUGUUCGAUCAAACAUCAUCAUCAGCAUUGAUUUUCGAUAAUGAUUACUUUCGUAAUAACAUAAUUGCAACACUUUUCAAUAAUCUUGGUUUAUUAUAUCAUGCGAGAGAAAAUUUCCAAUUAGCAUUAGAAAAUUAUCAAAAUGCUCUUGAAAUUUAUUUACUACAAGAACCACUAAGUCCAGUUUCAAAUACAACGGUCUACACUAAUAUAGGCAAUGCUCUUAUCGAUUUAGGAGACUAUGAGCGAGCUUUUGAAAUGUAUAAUACGGCACUUGAACUGCAACUUCUCUAUGCAUCAUUGAUGGAAGAUGAUUCUGGCCUAGCACAAAUCUACAAUAACAUAGCUGUUUGUUAUAGAAAAAAUGGUCAAUAUAAUCGCUCAAUUGAAAACUAUGAAAAGUCAAUUGAUAUUAAGUUGAAAUAUCUCCCUCCAAAUCAUCCAUCACUUGGAGUAACUUAUAGUAAUUUGAGUGACAUAUAUCGAACAAAUGCUGAUUAUGAUAUGGCUUUGCAAUAG